CUGGGGGGCUGCCUUCUCCGCGCCUGUUGAUUAUUUCAUCGCUGCCGCUUCUCUGCACACAGUUCCUCUAGCAAUCUCAGCUGGAACUUGACGAAAUUCGAUCAGCUGCGUCUCAUCGCCGCGACUGCAAAAAAUCUUUCUAGUCGAUCAAGAUCGGCUCGCCGCUGCCGGCAACUGAAGCUCUUGCGACUUGUCGCGUUGCAAUCCGCCUCGUGUUUUCCUAGUUUUCGUUGCCCACCACGGCCCUCGCCAGGACUCUUUCUUCGUUGCCCCUCACCUGCUUAUCGCUUGGGUGUUUCAAACCGGAUCUACGAUAGCAUUGGCGCUCUAGUCACAGUACACGUCGCCCAAAAUGUCAACCCACCGGCCGAAUGCUUUCAAUAGCUUGCGGAUGGGAGAGGUCAUCCGCGAGAGAGUUCAAGAUGGUGUCACCGGCGAGACUAGAGAUCUGCAGUACACUCAGUGCAAGAUUGUUGGAAAUGGCUCGUUCGGUGUCGUCUUCCAAACCAAGCUUUCACCAUCCGGCGAAGAUGCUGCCAUCAAGCGAGUCCUCCAAGACAAACGAUUCAAGAAUCGUGAGCUCCAAAUCAUGCGAAUUGUUCGACACCCGAAUAUCGUUCAGCUGAAGGCUUUCUAUUACUCGAACGGCGAACGUAAGGAUGAGGUCUAUCUCAAUCUGGUCCAGGAAUUCGUUCCUGAGACUGUCUAUCGGGCAUCUCGUUUUUUCAAUAAAAUGAAGACCACCAUGCCCACGUUGGAGGUCAAGCUGUACAUCUACCAGCUUUUCCGAGCCCUUGCCUACAUCCACUCUCAGGGCAUCUGCCACAGAGACAUCAAGCCUCAGAAUCUCCUUCUCGAUCCCAACAGCGGAAUUCUUAAGCUGUGCGACUUUGGCAGUGCUAAGAUCCUGGUCGAGAACGAGCCUAACGUCUCAUACAUAUGCUCGCGGUACUAUCGUGCACCCGAGCUCAUUUUUGGUGCUACUAACUACACCACCAAAAUUGAUGUGUGGUCCACUGGAUGUGUCAUGGCUGAGCUGAUGCUUGGUCAGCCUUUGUUCCCAGGUGAAUCUGGUAUUGACCAGCUGGUUGAGAUCAUCAAAGUUCUCGGCACGCCGACCCGGGAGCAAAUUCGCACCAUGAACCCCAACUACAUGGAGCACAAGUUCCCGCAGAUCAAGCCGCACCCCUUCAACAAGGUCUUCCGAAAGGCUGACGCCAAUGCCAUCGAUCUCAUCUCCCGAUUGCUGGAGUACACACCAACCGAGCGUCAAGCUGCCGUCGACGCCAUGGUACACCCCUUCUUCGAUGAACUCAGGGAUCCCAACACCAAGCUGCCCGAUUCCCGUCAUGGAACUGGUCAACUGCGAGACUUGCCAGAUCUCUUUGACUUCACUCACCACGAACUCUCCAUCGCUCCCCAGCUCAACCAGCUUCUCGUACCAGCGCACAUGAAGCCCGUUCUAGCCGCCCGAGGUCUUGAUAUUGACAACUUCACGCCGAUGGCGAAGCAAGACAUGCUGGCCAAAUUGGACUGAGCCACAUGUCGGCCAGAUGGAGUAUGGCUCGUUACUGCUGUACUCGUCGAAGCGCUUGGUGUCUCUGGAAGAUUAAAUCCUGUCCUCGCUCCAGUACGGAGCUUUGGGUGAUGCCAAGGGUAAUGGCUCGCUGUUAUACUUAGGCCAUGCUGAGAGAAUGGAGGAUGAAAUAUACGCCCAAAGCUUUUGCUGCGUUGGAGCCUACGCGCUCAGCACCGGGGGGACAGGCGAGAUGGUUUUUGCUGUCUGUUGUGGAAAGGAGGGCUUCGGAAACUGUCUCAAAAUUGGCAAGGAAUGGAGGCGUUUUAUUUUUUGUUUUGGUCCCCUAAAAACCUUAGUUUUCCUGGCAGGAAACUAGGUCAUCCGCCAGUACGAGGGAGGCUGCAUUGAUGCGCAUCUCAGGGAAUCACUUUUUUAGACCACGUUUGAUGCAUGAUGGAGCUGGCUGUUACUUUGUUUCUUUUCUUCUUUUUUCCUGUUGUCGUGUUACGAGGCUCAGUGCAGUGGAAAUGGAGGAUUAUGGGGCCGACGGUUUCGGAUGUCGACCUUGUGUGUCUUUGACAACAGUGUCUCCUUUUUCGCCUCCAACGCAUCGGCGUACAGCGGGAGAGGGAAAUCGGGGGUCAGAGGAAACGCUGAAAUUGCUGGACCAGAUUUGAUAUCUUGGAUCGCGGGAUAUAGAACCCCUGCAGCAAAGCCCGGAUGUCGCAGACAAUGGAUGGGGAAAAUGAGCUUUAGCGGGAUAUUAGGACAGGCAUCGUUUAAACAGAUGAAAAAAGGAAUGGGAGAUGGAUUUUUACUACUACUAUGAGAGCACUUAUGGAAACGUUUUACUGAUCCUGGGAUUGAAAAUAAACAAUUUGAAAUGGACACACAAAGAAAAAGAGAGAAAAAAAAAAAAACAGGUGCAGCGAGCUAGACGAGCUGUCAAACAACACAUCGUCUGAAGAGGGCUAGGAGCGAUGCUGGCCUAUUUGCAGUGGAUUUUUCUUUUAGGGAGACAGAAGAUGAUAAAUAGCAUUUACACUAGAAUCAUCAAUGAGCUGAUUGAACGUUGGGAUGUGUGAGGGCUAAUGAGCAUCUGAGAACACUAGUUUGCUGUCUACUGAUCAGCAUUUAAACGAUGAUAGCACGAGUUCCUGCAGCCGGCCUAAAAGGGAUAUUGGGAAGAAAAAAGGUUACGUCGUGCAAG
Molecule: messenger RNA, 2729 nt
Organism: Trichoderma atroviride IMI 206040
Lineage: Eukaryota; Fungi; Ascomycota; Sordariomycetes; Hypocreales; Hypocreaceae
Biological process (GO): protein phosphorylation; signal transduction
Cellular component (GO): cytoplasm
Molecular function (GO): protein serine/threonine kinase activity; protein serine/threonine/tyrosine kinase activity; ATP binding
Source: RefSeq, a predicted model, not a curated record